This is a messenger RNA of Eublepharis macularius, 2114 nucleotides long. RefSeq names its product cytochrome P450 2J2-like. The record is from RefSeq and is a predicted model, not a curated record. Lineage: Eukaryota; Metazoa; Chordata; Lepidosauria; Squamata; Eublepharidae. Gene Ontology annotation, molecular function: iron ion binding; oxidoreductase activity, acting on paired donors, with incorporation or reduction of molecular oxygen, reduced flavin or flavoprotein as one donor, and incorporation of one atom of oxygen; heme binding. Bases 76 to 1581 code for a protein of 501 amino acids. The transcript is spliced from 9 exons. Gene Ontology annotation, cellular component: cytoplasm; intracellular membrane-bounded organelle. Gene Ontology annotation, biological process: xenobiotic metabolic process; arachidonate metabolic process.
CCACUAGAGAAAGAACGUUCAUCCUACCUAGCUGUACUAGACAGACACAAGGAAGGAGAAAACAAAACAAGGACAAUGCUGGGUGAACAGGCAUUCCUUCUUUCUCUUCUGGCAUGUCUCCUGAUUCUGUACCUUCUGAAACGGCUCUUGUCUUGCAGAAGUGGGAAAACAGCCAUGGAACAAAAUUUGCCUCCAGGGCCUCCUCGGCUUCCACUCAUUGGAAGCAUUUGGGUAUUAGCACCGGCGAUUUCUCUAGAGCGUCCUGUUAAGCUGAGAACGCGAUAUGGAAACAUGUACACUCUGUGGCUGGGAUCUAAACUUGUUAUUGUACUCUCUGGAUUUGAAGCGGUGAAGGAAGCGCUGAUAAACCACUCAGAAGACUUUGUUGACCGACCCAUGACCCCUUUCACUCAAACUUUAGUAAAAGAAUGGGGUAUUGGAUUUACCAAUGGCCAUACCUGGAAGGAACAGAGGAAAUUUUGUGUAGUUACUAUGCGGAAGCUGGGACUGGGGAAGAGAGGCAUGGAGCACCAAAUAGAAGAGGAGGCCCAUCAGCUAGCUGAAACUUUUGCAAGGGCAAAAGGGCAGCCGUUUGACCCUUCAUUAUCCAUCUCUAAUUCCAUCUGCAAUACGAUCUGUGCUGUGGCUUUUGGACACAGGAUUUCUCUUGAAGAUGAAGAAUUCCCCAAGUUGAUGGGAGCCAUUGACUAUUUCUCCAAAUUUUUAGGCUCCUUUUCUCAUGGUCUGUAUGAAGUCUUCCCAUGGAUCAUGAAACAUCUCCCAGGGCCUCACCAGAAAGCGCUUGCACGUGCAAAAUUUGUGCAAACAUUUGCAAAGAAGGAAAUAGAAAAGCAUAAGGAGCAUGAGGCUGUCCAUGAUCCACAAGAUUUCAUCGAUUUCUAUCUAUUGCAUAUGGAGAAAAGAAAGAAUGACCCCGACUCUACAUACAAUGAGGAGAACCUGGUUCAGUGUAUUUUUGAUCUUUUCGUGGCAGGGACAGAAACGACAUCCUUGACUUUGCGGUGGGCUUUGAUCCUCAUGGCAAAUCACCCAGACAUCCAGCAGAAAGUCCACAAGGAGAUCAAAGAUGUUUUGGGUUCCUCUCAGUCAUUCAGCUAUCAAGAUCGAAAAAGAUUGCCUUACACCAAUGCUGUGAUUCACGAGAUCCAGCGGUACCAAUUUAUUGUAUUUGCUGGGAUCCCCAGACGAUGUGUAAAGGAUGUGAACAUGUUUGGUUUUCUUAUUCCCAAGGGGGCCAUUCUUAUGCCAGACCUCCGCUCUGUUCUUUUUGAUCCCAAGCAAUGGGAGAAACCUCGGGAGUUCAACCCAAAUCAUUUUUUGGAUGAGAAUGGAAGUUUUUUGGAAAGAGAAGCAUUUCUCCUAUUUGGUGCAGGAGCCCGUGUGUGCCCUGGAGAACAGCUGGCGAAGAUUGAGGUCUUCAUCAUCUUCACCAGCCUGCUGAGGGCAUUCAGUUUUCAGUUUCCAGAAGGCAUGAAAAAACUCAGCGAAAAACCUAUAAUAGGGGCAGGAGUGGUUCCUAAACCUUUUAAGCUCUGUGCUGUUCCCCACUGUACAAAUUAGAGUGGCACAUUUGUGUCUACCAUUUGUCCGGCAUUCCUGUAAUUAUUUUCUCCUCGGCUUCUUGAUCAGAGAUUGAUGGGUUCCUAAAUCAGUUAUUAUUAUUUGAAAAAUAUUUAGUGGUGUGCACCGAAAAAAAUGUCCACUUCCAUUUCAGAUCCAGGGUUUGCAAACAAAUUAUAUCCCAUUAUUAUUUUUUCCUGAUGGGGCAUUGCUGGCUCUGAUUUAAUCCAUUUGGUUUCUAUCAUUAUAAUGAAUUUUGGCCCCGUCCUUUACAAUGAGGGCUUCCAGGCUCUUUGAGGCAGCUGUUUUUAUUCUUGACAGCACCAAAACCACACAAAACACAAUCCUCUUUCUAAGCCAUCACUCUGAGUUUUCCCUCAGUCACACUACACACACAACAAUGGAUCCUGAAUAAGGGGAAUGUGGACGGUUGUACACCAUAGCACAAAACUGACUGUGAAAGGGGUAAUGGGGCAGUGGCAGCAUUAAAAACAAUCCUGCGUUAUGUUCACUUUUACUUUUCUGUAGUGCUA